Molecule: messenger RNA, 1258 nt
Organism: Ctenopharyngodon idella (grass carp)
Lineage: Eukaryota; Metazoa; Chordata; Actinopteri; Cypriniformes; Xenocyprididae
Product: aerolysin-like protein
Exons: 2
Coding region: 108-1055 (315 amino acids)
Source: RefSeq, a predicted model, not a curated record
UAAGCAACAGCCCAAUCAAACACAUUUCAGUUUUCUGACUUGUACCAGACGAGCUGAUCUUGAGAAGUUCAUCAGACUAAAGUCAUUUAUAUCUAAUUUCUUCAAAGAUGUCUUACCCAACAAUUAUGUCUAGUAUUGGUGGUGGAGGAGGUGCUCCAUUUUCAUUUACCGGUGAGAACAAUGGUGCCAGUUUAGAGAAGAUCUGGGUGUGGGUGGGAGAAUGGCAGGUAAAGGCUGUCAGGGUCUGGCUUACAGAUGGGAGAAAUGAAACCUUUGGAAAGCCAUCUGGAUCGAAUCAAGAGUAUGUGUUCAGGCCUGGUGAGUGUUUCACCAAACUGACUCUGUGGGGAAACGGAGCAGGAACACGCCUUGGAGCCAUUAGAUUCAAGACCAGUGAGGGUGGAGAGUUUUUUGCAAAGAUGUCAAGCUGGAGUUUAAAAACAGAAUAUCCCAUGGAUGUUGGCUCUGGAUAUUGUUUGGGAGUUGUAGGAAGAGGUGGUUCGGACAUUGACAGCAUGGGAUUCAAGUUUCUCAAUGCAGUUCAAUCAACAGCUCUCACCAACGUCAGCUAUCCCACUAUCAACCAACUGAUACCAAAGGUGACUGUGGAAGAGCUCAAAUCCAUCACUUACCAGAACGACUCCUCUGCCAAACAACAGCAAACAAUUGAAACCUCAAAGAAGGUAAUCAAAAAAUCCUCAUGGUCUACGAGCAAGAGUUUUACUGCGACGUUUAGUAUGGAAGUGAAGGCUGGGAUUCCGGAGGUUGCAGAAGUUUCUACAGGAUUCAGUUUCAGCGUUGGAACAGAAAGCACCUAUAGUCUGGAGCACACAGAUGAGAGAACUGAAACUCUGUCUACCAAUGUAGAAAUCCCACCAAAAAAGAAGGUGGAUGUUGCAAUCACCAUUGGCAGAGCCACUUUUGACCUGCCUUACACUGGCACGGUGAAGAUCACUUGCAAGAACGGCAGUGUGUUACAGUAUGAAACCAAGGGCACAUACAAAGGCAUCACUUACACUGAUAUCAAAGUGAAGACUAAAGAAUCUGCUCUGUAAUGUCAAGACAGAUUGUUCUUGGCUGGUCUUUAACUGAUUUUGUCUGAUAUCUGAUUUGAGCUUUUUACUUUUAGUAAUCUAGUAAUAGAGAUUAUUGUGAUGUAUUAUAAUGUGAUUACACAAUGUAUUUCAUCAUAUUAAAACUUCAAAUGUUUAAUCUAACAUUUAAUAAAAGCAUUUCAUGAGCCACGUGUCUACACUGU